Messenger RNA from Lasiosphaeria miniovina, 3043 nucleotides. Its product is annotated as glycoside hydrolase superfamily. Bases 110 to 2902 code for a protein of 930 amino acids. Lineage: Eukaryota; Fungi; Ascomycota; Sordariomycetes; Sordariales; Lasiosphaeriaceae. Gene Ontology annotation, biological process: carbohydrate metabolic process. Gene Ontology annotation, molecular function: hydrolase activity, hydrolyzing O-glycosyl compounds. The record is from RefSeq and is a predicted model, not a curated record. The transcript has a single exon.
UAAUAUGUAACGUUGAAUUCGGUUGCGGGGAACAGGACAGGCUGGACUCGGGAGCCACGGCCAGCAAAAAACCCAGCGGCGACGGUCAGGCUCGACGCUAGAGAAUGAAAUGCCAUUUAUGGGCAGCCGCCUCCCCAUAUGCACAUGCCAGGCUAGAUCCACGACACAAGACGCAGUCCGAGGAACCUUCGUGAGAGGCAAACCGGCCCCUACAUUGACCAUGCAGCCAAAAACGGCGGUUGCCCUCUGCCUGGCCGCCGCGGGCCUCCAGGCGGCCGAGGCCGCCAAACGCCUUGUCUCUGCCGCCGGUCAGGCCGCGGCGAUCCCGUCGUGGGACCUGCAGUCGAGUUCAAAGGCGGGCGGGGACCUCGCAGCCCUGUCCAAGACGGGCGUCGACACCUCCUCGUGGCACCACGUCGCCGCGUCGAAGUGCACGCUGAUGGGCUGCCUCGUGCAGAGCGGCGUCUACGACGACACGCAGCUGUUCUUCUCUGACAACCUUAGCAAGGUCGACUCGGACCAGUUCCUGGUCCCGUGGCUCUACCGCAACGAGUUCGCCCUCGACGAUCCCGCCCCGGGCAAGCACUACUUCCUCAAGACGCACGGCAUCACCUCGCGCGCCGACAUCUUCCUUAACGGGAAGCAGGUCGCCGACAAGAGCGUCCAGGCCGGCGCCUACGGGGGCCACACGUACGAUAUCACCAGCUUCGCCGACAGGAAGAACGCCAUCGUCAUCCGUGCCUACCCGACGAGCUACUACUACGACUUCGCCAUCGGCUGGGUCGACUGGAACUACUGGCCCAACGACAACGGCACGGGCGUGUGGCGCGACGUCGAGGUCAAGCAGACCGGCUCCGUGGCCCUCGGCCCGCUCCGCGUGGUCACUCAGCUCGACUCAUCGCUCGGUGCGCAGCCGGCAAACGUGACGCUCAAGUCCAAGGCGCAGAAUCUGGAAACGACGGCCGUCACCGUCACGGCCACCGGCUCCGUCACGCCCGCCUCCGGGGGGGACCCGGUCGCGUUCAGCAAGAAAGUGACGAUCCCGGCGCUGUCGACGGUCGAUAUCGUCCUCGGCACCGCCAUCAAGAAGCCCGCCAUCUGGUGGCCCAAGCAGUGGGGCGACCAGCCGCUCUACCUGGCCAACCUGACGGUUUCCACCGCCGACGGGGACGUCUCGGACUCUGCGGGAAGCCAGUUCGGGUUCCGCACCGUCACGUCGCAGUACAAAAACAACGACACCAUGUUCAUCGUCAACGGACAGCCCUUCCAGGUCAUCGGCGGCGGCUACGCCCCGGACAUCUUCCUCCGGUGGGACGGCGCCCGGCUGGAGUCGGAGCUCGAGUACGUCCUCGACUUGGGCUUCAACACGAUCCGGCUCGAGGGCAAGAACGAGCACCCGGAGCUUUACGACGCUGCCGACCGAAUGGGCGUCAUGAUCAUGCCCGGGUGGGAGUGCUGCGACAAGUGGGAGGCGUGGAGCUACAACAACGACCUGGCGGUGACCACACCCGUGUGGAACGACGCCGACUACGCCAUCGCCAACGCGAGCAUGAUGCACGAGGUGGCCAUGAUGCAGACGCACCCGAGCCUGCUCAUGUACUUCAUCGGCAGCGACUACUACCCCGACGACCGGGCCGCGCCCAUGUACCUCGACGCGUUCGGCGCCGGCGACUGGCAGGUGCCCGUCAUCGACUCGGCGUCGUUCAGGGGCGACGACUCCAAGUACGGGCCGGCCGGCAUGAAGAUGGAGGGGCCGUACGACUGGGUGCCGCCCAACUACUGGUACGACACGGAGCCGUACGGCAGCCGGCUCGGCGCGGCCUACGGCUUCAACACGGAGCUCAGCGCGGGCGUCGGCACGCCUGACCUAUCGAGCCUCAAGAAGUUCCUCUCGGCGGCGGACCUCGACGACCUGUGGAAGAAGCCCAGCAAGAACCUGUUCCACAUGUCGACAGCCACGUCGUCCUUCCACAACCGCGCCAUCUACAACAAUGCGCUGUGGAAACGAUUGGGCGCCCCGACGUCGCUCGAGGACUACGUGCAGAAGGCGCAGAUCAGCGACUACGAGGCCAACCGCGCGCAGUUCGAGGGCUACUCGUCGCUGUGGAGCGCCAAGCGGCCGGCCACGGGCGUCAUCUACUGGAUGCUGACGGGCGCGUACCCCAGCCUGCACUGGAACGUCUGGGACUACUACAUGCACCCGGCGGGCGGCUACUUUGGCGCCAAGGCCGGCAGCCGGCAGGAGCACGUUACGUACGACUACGUGCGCCAGGCCGUGUACCUGGUCAACCACUCACUGGGCAAGACCGGGCCGCGGACCGUCGACAUCCAGGUCAUCGACACGGCCGGCAAGCUGACGUACAGCGGCAGCGUGGCAGCAGCGACAGCACCCAACGCCAGCAAGAACAUCGCGUCGCUCAAGUCGGCGCUCGGCGGCAUCAAGGACGUCGUGUUCCUGCGACUAGUGCUAUCCGACACCAAGAGCGGCGCAGUGCUCAGCCGCAACGUCUACUGGCUGGCCAAGACAACCGACGUGCUCGACUGGGACAACUCGGACUGGUUCGUGACACCCGUGACGACGUACAGCGACUAUACGGCGCUCAACAGGCUGGCGGCCGCCAACGUGACGGUGACGGCCGCGCAGCAGCAGCUGGCUAAGAGUGGCCCAGUGACGGUCACUCUCGAGAACCUGUCGGCCGUGCCCGCCUUCUUCGUCAGCCUCAACCUCGUCGACAAGGCCGGCCACGACGUCGUGCCGCUGACGUGGUCCGACAACUACGUCACGCUGUGGCCCAAGGAGAAGCUGACACUCACUGCCACGCCGAUUGGGGGCGCAUCGGCGGGUGCUUCUGUGUUGGUCACUGGGAAGAAUGUGGCCAAGCAGACUGUGGCUGUGUCGUAGGUUCCGGUUCCAGUCUGGUUGUGUCGUAGGUUCCGGUUCCGAUCUGGUUGAUCGGCGGCUUCCUUUGGCGUUGGCACCUAUUGGUUCUUGUCUAUAGCCAUCUUUGAUCAGGUACACGAAUCGAAUUCGAGUAAACACUGU